AUGGUAAAGCAAAACUUGGGCAAGAUCAAGAAGGACUUCAGAGCCCUGGAGGUACAAGUCAAGUGUACAGGUGCCCAAGUGAUCUCCUUUGUCUUGGCAGUCAGAGAUGGGGUGCAGGCAGAAGUUGCUGCAUCAUGCAGAUCAAUACCUGGCUUUGUGGAUGGUGUUGUCACCAGGGCUUUGGUUUCUACGAUCAUGGGAUGGCCUUCACAAAUGCAGCCUGUUGAGGAGAGACAUUAUAAGAAGCGUUGCCAAGGCCGGAUGAGGAAACACGUUGGUGACCUGUGUUUACAGGCGGGCAUGUUACAAGAUUCCUUGGUCCAUUACCAUAUGGCGGUGGAACUUCUGCGGUCUGUGAAUGACUUCCUAUGGCUUGGAGCUGCUCUGGAGGGUUUAUGCUCAGCAUCAGUCAUCUAUCAUUAUCCAGGUGGGACUGGAGGUAAAGUUGGAUCUCGCAGGGCACAAGGAGGUUCUCUUUCUGCUGAGGCAGGCAACAGGCACAGACCAGGUGCCCUGACUUCAAAUGGUAUAAAUGCAGAUACCAGCGCUGAGAUAGGCCGUGCCAAGAACUGCCUUAGUCCUGAGGAUAUCAUAGACAAAUAUAAAGAAGCCAUUUCUUACUAUGGCAAGUACAAGAAUGCUGGUGUGAUUGAACUGGAAGCCUGCGUGAAGGCAGUCAGAGUCCUUGCAAUACAGAAAAGGAGCAUGGAAGCCUCUGAGUUUCUUCAGAACGCGGUUUAUAUCAACCUUCGUCAGCUUUCAGAAGAAGAAAAAAUCCAGCGUUACAGCAUCCUUUCUGAGCUGUACGAACGCAUCGGUUUUCACCGCAAAUCUGCCUUUUUCAAGCGGAUAGCAGCAAUGCAGUGCGCUGCACCCAGCAUCCCCGAACCUGGCUGGAGGGCCUGCUACAAAUUGCUUUUGGAAACUCUCCCUGGCUAUAGUUUAUCGUUGGAUCCUAAAGAUUUCAGCAAAGGAACUCACAGAGGAUGGGCUGCAGUACAGAUGCGUUUGCUUCAUGAACUAGUCUAUGCUUCCAGAAGAAUGGGCAAUCCUGCUCUCUGCGUCAGGCAUCUCUCUUUCCUUCUCCAGACCAUGCUGGAUUUUCUUUCUG
This is a messenger RNA of Antrostomus carolinensis (chuck-will's-widow), 1111 nucleotides long. RefSeq names its product trafficking protein particle complex subunit 9 (gene TRAPPC9). The transcript is spliced from 7 exons. The annotation marks the transcript as partial. Gene Ontology annotation, cellular component: trans-Golgi network. The record is from RefSeq and is a predicted model, not a curated record. Lineage: Eukaryota; Metazoa; Chordata; Aves; Caprimulgiformes; Caprimulgidae.